Lymnaea stagnalis (great pond snail) is the source of this 17880-nucleotide messenger RNA. The record is from the annotation of a GenBank genome assembly. NCBI's taxonomy places the organism in Eukaryota, Metazoa, Mollusca, Gastropoda, Lymnaeidae.
UAUGGCAAAUUUUGAAUUUUAUUCCAUAGCUUAUUAUACCACAAUUUAUGGUGUUAAGUAAUGGUUUAGGAACAUAAAAAUAAUUUUGUAAAAUAAGUUUACAUUGCAGCCGCAACCUGCUGUGAUAAGAUCAUUAUGGUGUGCUUGAUUCAAGUUAGUUGGUGAAAAUGAAAGUGCAAAUAGAAAGCAGAAAGUACUUGAAACUUUGAAAAGCAAAAAUAAUUGUAAACAGCUAAAAAAGACAGAAGUCAGUAACAGUAAAGUGUAAAGACUCAGUAAAGAGUACUGACAGUAAAGAUUAAAAGAAUAACAUUAAAUUCAACUUCAAAAACUUUAAUAUUACUAGUAGUGAUACAAAUAGUAGUUAAUUAAUAUUAGUUAGUAAGUCACAUGUCACUGACUUUCACUUUCACUCAAUUACAAUCUGAGAUCUGAAUUGAAGUCUUAAGUCAAGUCGCCGAGUGUGAGCUGUGACUCACUACUGUGAGUAGUGUGAGCACCCCAGUGCCAUUUCACUCAAGGCAAGUUGACUCAAGGGGCCACGGCUACAGCAGUGCCUACAGUUCAGGCUGAGGUCAGCAGUGACACAACAAAUAUCAAUCUCAGCAAUGUUAAUUUUAUAUGCCUAAAUUCUUUUUCUAAAAUAUUGUUACAGUCCUUAGGGAAGGAUUAUCUUAAGUUAUUGACUUAAGUACCUGUAACUGUAUCAUAAUACUGUAUCUGUUGACUAUACAGAUACUAUUUAUAACUAUAUUUAUUAAACUAUAUUGACAAUACAAUAAUAUAGUCAUAUAGUAUACCAGGGCUUAACUAGGUGCAGUUUUUUAUUCUGGGACCAGGUAUUUUGAGUAAUUACCAGGUGGAUCACAUUGUUACAAAAAAAUAAGUAUCUUAUCAUUUUCUAUAAUUUGUAGUGACAAAUGAAAUCUACUGACUACUCAGACUACUGCCCUAAGUCGCAGUGAGAGUGCAUUUCUUCAUAAAUUGUUUGUGUCAAGAAAUAACUCACUGAUGCUGAUAGGAACAGGCAGUUGCCGGACCUGGAACAAAAACCCAUCGACAGAGAAGAUACUGUCAUUCAUUUUAUAACAAACACCUACUUAGCAAUGUUCCCUUUAAGCUGCGCGGAUGCCCGGUUGUGCAGCUAUCUCAAAGAUGCCGCGCAGCAGUUUUGAGUAUCCGCGGAUAUGUAUGGACUGUAACACUUUGCAUGCAAACAAAUUGAUGCUGUAAAACUGUGCACACAACUGUAUGAUUUUGCUCCCAACCAGCAAAACUUAGAGGGAACAUGCUACUUAGGAAACAACAGUCGGAGUCUAACGACAAUAGCAAACUAUUUACUUGAGUUCUCACGUCACGCAUGAAAGCCUUUUUUUUACCCAAUACUAUUAAUAUAAAACAUGUGGAGUUGGGGGGAGGGUGGUUUCGAAAAGGAAGCAGGACACACCAGUAGAAAAAUAUAUAUAAGAGAUAGGCAUAUGCUUAUAUAUAUAACCAGUAGUCUUGAUGUAAAGAACUUACUCAAUCAAUAACUAAUUGACUUUGAAUAAAACCAUAACAAUAAAUUAUCAAUAAGAAGCCCGCCUAUGGCUAUGCAGGUGCCCUAUGCCUAUAGUGCUUAUAUUACUAUACUAUAAAUAGAGUUGUAAAUUGUAUAUUGAGUAUAAUGAAGGCCUAUAUCCUAAUAAUAUAAUAAUUAAUCUCUUAUAUAUUUUGCUUCUGGUAUGGCUGCUUCCAUUUCACAACCCUCCCCCCUACUCAACAUGUUUUAUAUUAAUAGUACUCAGUGAAAAUAAAAAAAAGCUUUCAAGCAGCUAGGGUCACGUGUGACAGUUGAGCUCAGGUAAAAAAGUUGAACUUUUUUCAAGGUGACAAUGGAUGUUAUGAAGGACUGUUUGCAGGACUAUUGUUGAAAUUCAACUUGAAUGCUGACAGGUAGGGUGUAAGACUGUCUGUAGGCCUAUUGUUUAAAGGCCGUCAUAUAUUAUAGAAAACGAGAAGUUAACUCUUUUUUUGUAACACUUGGACCUACCGGGUAUUUUCUCAAAAUGCCAGGUCCUGGUUGUAAUAAGCCUGCACUAGUUUAAGCCCUUUAUUACCGGUAUAUAAAAUAAAAGUUAACUCUUUUUUUUGUAACACUUAGACUUAGACCCACUGGGUAUUUCUCAAAAUAUCCAGACCCGGUGUAAAAAAAAAAAGCCACCCGGAUAAACCCUAGUAGUAUAUAAUAGGCCAUAACUUUACUGUCAUAGGAUAUAGUCUAUAGUUUAGCACUAGGCUGUUGCACACUAACACAGAGAUGGGCUGGCAACGAGGAUCUCUUGUAAUGGAAGCUAAACCCUAUGCCCAUGUCAUAUGUCAAAAGUAUAAAGAUGACAGAUGCAAUUUUUGCUUUACCAGGUAUGUAGCAAUCAUGUACCAUUAUUAUGACAUCACAUCAUCAUAAUAUCUUCAAUAAAUCUUAUUUUUAUUUAAAUAAGUCAGUAAGACUAAAUUUAAUUCAUUAUUCAUAAACAUUGACAAAAAGUCCUCAUUGCUGUCGCCGAUUGGUGUUUAAGACAAUAUCAUUUAGACUUAAAAACAAUUCUGUUUACCUUUGUUUCUCCAAGUUGGAUGUGCUACUUCAUCAAUUUUCUUACAAUAGCUCUCUGAUUCAUGGAGGCAUUUUUUGGGGAAAACUACUGAUGAAGACAUUACUUUAUAAUAUGGGGCAGUCCAUUAAAAAUGUUAUCAAAAUAGGGGGGAGUGGGGCUGUAAACACUUUUGACAAUUAGUGACAAGGGAGAGGAAGGAGUUAACAGAAACUGGCAUCAACAAUUCUAUUUUUCUUUGAUGUAAUUGUAUGCAUAUAAAUAAAUAAAUAUAUAGAUAAAUAUAUGGCAUCCUUCCGUCUUUGCGAGACGAUGGAGACGAUAGACACUUCAUAAAUGGCUUACUAGGCAGAUCAUGGAAUGGCAGUCUCGGCUGCAUUUCUCCCAGGAGAUCCUUGACUCCUAGUUCAAUUUGGCCUUUGGUAAUGCUCUUUUUGUUGCAAGGGCGUUCAUUUGUGCAUCUUAUGCCUUUUUUACUUCUUCAUACUCUGCUGUUCGUAAGCCCAAACGGUGCUCAGUGAUAAUCUCCCAUUCGUUGAUUUCUAUGUUGGCUUCCCUCAUGCAACUAGUUCCUGCCGAUUUUUUAUCUUAAGCCCUAAAAAAUAUUUGGAUCUAUUUAUAUUUUUAUAGUCUUUGGGGGAGGGGUGGGUUAAAAAAAUUAUUAACAUAAUUAAUUAUGGGGAGGUCCUUGAAAUUUUGACAGCUUUUGAAAACAGGGAAAUUGGGGGGGGGGGGGAAUAUUGCUAAUAAUUGUUGAUAUAAUUAAUGGAUAGCCCCUAUUCUGUUCUUGGUGUGGAUGUUCAGGUUUGUUUAUCUCUUUUUGGAUAUCAGCACUUCAAAAGGCUGGUUAGUCUUAAUUUCAGUGGUCGUGAGGGUAAUUGUUAAAUAUUGCUAAUAAUUGUUGAUAUAAUUAAUGGAUAGCCCCUAUUCUGUUCUUGGUGUGGAUGUUCAGGUUUGUUUAUCUCUUUUUGGAUAUCAGCACUUCAAAAGGCUGGUUUGGAUAGUGUGAAUUUUUUUUCCACAAUCACUAUUCAUUUGCCAUUUUUACCAUGUACCCUAGGUACCACUAGAAUCUAUCACAUCUUCUAGUGGGUUUUGGUCAGGGUUGCCAAAUAAAAUAAUAAAAUUAACGGACAAAUAUGCAAAUCACCACAUUUUUAAAGAUAAGCAAUUGUUUUUUAGGUACAUUUUAAAAAAUAAGCUAACGAAGCUUACAAAAAUUCAAACUCCUUACCAUUACUGUUUAAUGAAUUGAAUAUGUGUGUGUCAGUUAUUGUCAUCUUGACAUUGUAAUUAAACAUUAUUUUAUUGUAUAUCAUUCUCAUCAGUAUUGUAUUUCUCCUUAUUGUGAUCAUACAUCUUUAAAACAAGCAAGAGAAAAUCCCUACCGGGUAUAUUUGAGAUGUCCUGUUUUGUUUAUUUUAAAAAACAUUUGAACAGUCUUUUUUUUUUUGUAAGGACCUCUUAAAGUUUCCACUGACUUCAACAGACAGGCUAUUUUAGGUCAAAUUUUAAGGAUUGUCAGUGAAUUUACAGACUGUUGCCAACCCAGGUUGUUUGUUUACUGUGUGACAGUGUCGUAUUUUAGCUCAUAACCUUCAUUACCCCAGCCUAGAAUCUGAGAGACAUAUAAUAUGGAGAUUGUUUCUAUUUCUGUGUUACUGGCAGUUUGACCUAGACAACUUGAUGAAUAGUCAUCAUAUUGAUUCAUUACAUUUUUAUUAAUAAAAUUUGGUUGAGCAUAAGAAAAUUAUGAAUGAGAUUGCGGCAUGGGAAUUCACACACAUUACUUUUUGUUGGGAGCACACCUGGAGCGUUUUUCAUAACUUUCCUAAGCCAUUAAGUGGGCUGCUACCCUCUGAGCCUACCAAUAAUGGGAUAAGAUAAGAUUCUUUCAUUGAUCCAUGUAAAUGGAAAUAAUUUUUUGAUUACAAUGUACAAAUUAAUUUUCAGCACAUAGAUAAAUAUUCUUACCAAGACAACAUUUUUAAACUAAAACAAUUUAAACACAAGACAACAUUUUUAAACUAAAACAAUUUAAACACAAGACAACAUUUUUAAACUAAAACAAUUUAAACACAAGACAACAUUUUUAAACUAAAACAAUUUAAACACAAGACAACAUUUUUAAACUAAAACAAUUUAAACACAAGACAACAUUUUUAAACUAAAACAAUUUAAACACAAGACAACAUUUUUAAACUAAAACAAUUUAAACACAAGACAACAUUUUUAAACUAAAACAAUUUAAACACAAGACAACAUUUUUAAACUAAAACAAUUUAAACACAAGACAACAUUUUUAAACUAAAACAAUUUAAACACAAGACCUAGAAAAAUUAACAAUGUUACCAAGAAGGUUCAAAAUGUCACACAUUAUGAUUAUUUAGAAGUUGAGUUUAUUAAUAGCAUGUUUGCUACAUACUAGACACACAUUGGUCAAUAGUUAUGAAUCUUCCAAGUUGGAAUAGGUUCAGAUGUGUACUUUAUUGAUUACGCAAUCUAAGGUGUUUUUUUUUAAAGCUAAAUUGUUGCAGUUACUUUCUCUUUUUUGCAGUUACUUUCUCUUGUUUGCAGUUACUUUCUCUUGUUUGAAGUUACUUUCACUUUCAGUUGAUCUCAUUUUACCUUAGAAAUUAAAAAAACAAAAAGCAAUUAUGUAGAUAUUCUCCUAAAUCUAUUAAAACAUACUAAAAAAUAAAACUACAAGAUACAGGCCGAUAACACAAUCAUUCAUUAUUCCUACCAUAAAUUAAAUAUCUCCAUAGGAAAUUAAUUGUAAAAAAUUUCCAGGUGCCUAAUUAUUUUCCGUGAGGCUUUCAACUGGAGCCUUAUUUUAUUUGGUAGAUACAACAUAAACAUUGUAUUGAAUUUAUUAUUCAUUCCUAUAAUUUCAGUAGGUGUAAAAAAAAAAAAAUCAUUUUUACUUUUUAUUCAUCUUUCAGUUUUCUUGGAUUUGAAUAAUUUGAUAAAGGAUUUGUUUUAUAUUAAAUUAUAUUAAAUUUAAAAAAUGGGGAUGGGAGCGUUUCGUAAUAAAAUUAUUCUCUCAAGGCAAUAAUCUUAAAUGCUAGCAAUAUUAUCAUUAUGCCAAAUGAUAUGCUGCAACCUGUUGGAAAUAAAAUUAGUUCAUUCCUUUUUAUACUUAGCGCCUCACAGAUUACUUGUCGAUUAAAAUCAAAGAAAAGUUUGUAAAGUGAAAAUAAAAACAAGUGUAAUGAAACAUUGAACCUAAUGGCUUCUCCAUUUAAAAAAAUGCAUGGGAUUUUAACAAAACACAAUUUAAAAAUGGCCUCAACAUUCAGAUUAAUCAAAAUUUAAUUAAUAUUGCACACAACUCUGAACUAUCACAAGCCAGUUACAAGUGAAAUACAAAAAAGUAUUUAUAAAUUUAUUUUUCUUAGAAAUGAGAUAUGUGAUCAUGCUAAAAUAGAAUGGAUACAAACGCUAUAAAAGUAUUCAAUGUCUAUCUGUAGUUUGUAAAAUCUAAUCAAUUAAUGACAGACAGAUAACAUUCACAACCUUCCUUUUAAAACUGAUGGACAUUCCUAAAGCAUUUGAUAAGCACUGGAGUGUUUGAAGUGAUGAUAGCAGUUUACUGUAAUGAGAUAUAAUGUAAAUAUCUCAUUUCUGCUGUUACGUUGAUGUUUAAAUAAGUCUAGAAUCAAAGCACAUUAAAAGACAUACACAAUUGUAACAGAUUUAUGUAGAUGCUUGACUGCUUAACUAUUUAUAACAAUCUUUUUCUUUUAGUGUCAGCAUCCCAACACCUGGUUCAGACCAUUUUGACCAAUGGUUAGGAUAUAGUUGUAGGAUCCUAACACCUGGUUCAGACCUUUUUGACCAAUGGUUAGGAUAUAGUUGUAGCAUCCCAACACCUGGUUCAGACCUUUUUGACCAAUGGUUAGGAUAUAGUUUUAGGAUCCUAACACCUGGUUCAGACCAUUUUGACCAAGGGCUAGGCUAUAGUUGUAGGAUGCUAACACCUGGUUCAGACCAUUUUGACCAAUAUAGUUCUUUCACUUUGCAUACAUAUCUAUGCAUGGUAAUGAAUUUCUUCAAAGAUGAUUUAUUUAAAUAUGAUUGUCAAUAAAUUUUUUUCAACAGCCUUGUUCUUGAACUCUGGUAUCAUAUGGAUGGAGUAUUAGACCUUAUAUCCACAUAAUUCAACUAUAUGAAUAUUAUAUGGAUGGAGUAUUAGACCUUAUAUCCACAUAAUUCAACUAUAUGAAUAUUAUAUGGAUGGAGUAUUAGACCUUAUAUCCACAUAAUUCAACUAUAUGAAUUUUAUAUGGAUGGAGUAUUAGACCUAUUAUCCCUAUAAAUCAACUAUUUGAACACAUAAUCUUGAAUGAUUGAGAUUGUACAAGUAAAUAACUAUUUCAACCAAUUAAAUUUACUUUACACGUCCAAAAAGUUGUGGUCUGAGGUAUCUCCAAGAAAUAAAUACUAUGAUAGUAAAUGAAUCUCUUCACUAGUAGUUGUACUUACUAAUCUAUUAUUAUUAUAAUAGUAUAUGAAUCUCUUCCACAGUAGUUUUACUUACUUAUCUUUUAUAAUAGUAAACGAAUCUCUUCAACACUAGUUUUACUCACUAAUAUAUUGUAAUAGGUAAAUGAAUCUUUUCAACCGUAGCUUUACUUACUAAUCUUUUAUAAUAGUCAAUGGAUCACUUCAACAGUAGUUAUUUUUACUAAUCUAUAAUCAAACUGACACAAUCUUGUGUGGACCACUACUAAUUUUAUAAAUACCCGGUACCGAUAUUCAUCAUAUUUGUUUGAAUCUUAUUGUUGCAUAUUUUCUUAUUCCGGUAUAAUGUUUUUCUACAAGUGUGGAAGAAAAACUCCUGAAGUGUGGUGCUUGCAAAAAACUGAUGUAUUGCGGUGUGGCGUGCCAGGUAAUUUAACUGUUCUUUCUUACUUCUAAAAUUAUUUGCUGCCCUAAAAUAUUUGUUUAUCAUUUAUCUUAAAAAAAUAAGACACUUGGCUGAACGUCUGAACUAUUUUCAUAAUUUCUUAUUUUUCCGGGAAGCCUUGGGUUUGAUUCUGCUCUUGUUAAAUUUUGUAAAAGGACAUUAACCAUCUUAAAACUAAAGUAUUUCCAAACACAGAUAAAAUGGUGCUCUACUUUUCAGAAAGCAGACUGGAGGAUUCAUAAAACUGAAUGCAAAGUUAUGAAACGAGUCCCAGACACUCCAACUGACAGUAUCCGUCUCUACCUCAGGCUCAUAAUUCGUUAUCUGGUAACUGAGAAACAUGAUCUUCUUUACUUUAACCGUUCCAUUACUGCUGGUUUUGGGCUUCGAUUUUUGCUGACUCAGCAAUUAAAAAACUUGAGAUGAAACUUUCGGUAUAUUUUCAUUUUCUUUCGGAUUCGCUUAUUAACUUCUCUAUAAAUUAACGAAUAAAGAAAUAUAUAGCAUUGAAAUAUGACGUCGACGUGACGUCCUUGGUAUCUCAGAAAAGUUCUUUGCCUCUUUGUUAUGACGACAAUGUGACGUCCUUGUGGUAAAUGAAAGUGGGUGAUCGUGACGUCCUGUCGACGUCAGCGGUAACGAAAAGGUUAAAUGUGGUUUUUAUAACUGAGAAGAGACAUGUGAUCCAUUUUGCUCUUUUGUUCAUUUGUAUGUUGAUAUAUCACAUCAUUUUUGCAUUGCAUCAUAUUUUGCACUCAUUUAAUUCAGUACAUCAGCUACACUUUGUUAAUUUUGUUUAAGUUAACUUAAAUUUUUAUUAAACUUAUGAUGUCUCCUUUAACAUUUCACUGCCCUUGGCAUGUGUAUUGCAGAGGCGGGCCAGACCUGGUGCAGACACUGGUUUCAAUAUGAAUCCACUUGUUCUGUGUUUGACUGACAAAGCCAUCAAACUGGUCUUGUAAGCAUAGCGUAACAACAUUUCAUUAAUUUGUACUUUUGGUUUCAUCCUUAGGCUGGUGCCGCUAGUGAAAAGCAUCCGAAAGAUGAAUCUCCUUGUUUGCGCAGUUUUACUGAUUUGAUGUCUCGUAAGUUCUUUAUUGCAUACAGUAGAUUCCGUUUCUUUGGAACACUGCAGGUUUUUUAAACCCAAUUAAAGUGGUCCUUCAAUUAUGUAUAAAAAACUUGAACUAAGUCAGCUUGAAAUAUCUGAUUGUCCAUUGAACAAGAGAAACAUUCUUACUUAAAUACUGGAACAAAUGGUACUGAUUGCAUUGAAAUGUUCAAUGUUGUAAUUUAUUUCAUAAUCCCUGAUUAGUUCUUUUGAUCCACUUGCACUGGAAUCUAAUGCAUUUGUUUUAGACCUUCCUUAAACAGUAACAACUUAAACAGUUACCAGUACAAGGUUUUAGUUAGACGAAUUCCCUGUCUUAGAGGUUAGUCACCUGCUACAUCACAUGAGUGUCAUUCUCUUAUCAGACAUGCUCCAUCACAGGAGUGUCAUUCUCUUAUCAGACAUGCUACAUCACAUGAGUGUCAUUCUCUUAUCAGACCUGCUCCAUCACAGGAGUGCCAUUCUCUUAUCAGACCUGCUUCAUCACAGGAGUGUCAUUCUCUUAUCAGACCUGCUACAUCACAGAAGUGUCAUUCUCUUAUUAGACCUGCUACAUCACAGGAGUGUCAUUCUCUUAUCAGACCUGCUACAUUACAGGAGUGACAUUCUCUUAUCAGACCUGAUACAUCACAGGAGUGUCAUUCUCUUAUCAGACUUGCUACAUCACAGGAGUGACAUUCUCUUAUCAGACCUGCUACAUCACAGGAGUGACAUUCUCUUAUCAGACCUGCUCCAUCACAUGAGUGUCAUUCUCUUAUCAGACCUGCUACAUUACAGGAGUGACAUUCUCUUAUUAGACCUGCUCCAUCACAGGAGUGUCAUUCUCUUAUCAGACCUGCUCCAUCACAGGAGUGUCAUUCUCUUAUCAGACCUGCUACAUCACAGGAGUGCCAUUCUCUUAUCAGACCUGCUACAUCACAGGAGUGUCAUUCUCUUAUCAGACCUGCUCCAUCACAGGAGUGCCAUUCUCUUAUCAGACCUGCUCCAUCACAGGAGUGACAUUCUCUUAUCAGACCUGCUACAUCACAGGAGUGACAUUCUCUUAUCAGACCUCCUCAAUUACAGGACUGUCAUUCUCUUAUCAGACCUGCUACAUCACAGGAGUGUCAUUCUCUUAUCAGACCUGCUCAAUCACAGGACUGUCAUUCUCUUAUCAGACCUGCUACAUCACAGGUGUGUCAUUCUCUUAUCAGACCUGCUCCAUCACAGGAGUGUCAUUCUCUUAUCAGACCUGCUACAUCACAGGAGUGUCAUUCUCUUAUCAGACCUGCUACAUCACAGGAGUGACAUUCUCUUAUCAGACCUGCUACAUCACAGGAGUGUCAUUCUCUUAUCAGACCUGCUACAUUACAGGAGUGACAUUCUCUUAUCAGACCUGCUACAUCACAGGAGUGUCAUUCUCUUAUCAGACCUGCUACAUCACAGGAGUGACAUUCUCUUAUCAGACCUGCUACAUCACAGGAGUGUCAUUCUCUUAUCAGACCUGCUACAUCACAGGAGUGACAUUCUCUUAUCAGACCUGCUACAUCACAGGAGUGUCAUUCUCUUAUCAGACCUGCUACAUCACAGGAGUGACAUUCUCUUAUCAGACCUGCUACAUCACAGGAGUGUCAUUCUCUUAUCAGACCUGCUACAUCACAGGAGUGACAUUCUCUUAUCAGACCUGCUACAUCACAGGAGUGUCAUUCUCUUAUCAGACCUGCUACAUCACAGGAGUGACAUUCUCUUAUCAGACCUGCUACAUCACAGGAGUGUCAUUCUCUUAUCAGACCUGCUACAUCACAGGAGUGACAUUCUCUUAUCAGACCUGCUACAUCACAGGAGUGUCAUUCUCUUAUCAGACCUGCUACAUCACAGGAGUGACAUUCUCUUAUCAGACCUGCUACAUCACAGGAGUGUCAUUCUCUUAUCAGACCUGCUACAUCACAGGAGUGACAUUCUCUUAUCAGACCUGCUACAUCACAGGAGUGUCAUUCUCUUAUCAGACCUGCUACAUCACAGGAGUGACAUUCUCUUAUCAGACCUGCUACAUCACAGGAGUGACAUUCUCUUAUCAGACCUGCUCCAUCACAGGAGUGUCAUUCUCUUAUCAGACCUGCUACAUCACAGGAGUGACAUUCUCUUAUUAGACCUGCUACAUCACAGGAGUGUCAUUCUCUUAUCAGACCUGCUACAUUACAGGAGUGACAUUCUCUUAUCAGACCUGAUACAUCACAGGAGUGUCAUUCUCUUAUCAGACCUGCUACAUCACAGGAGUGACAUUCUCUUAUCAGACCUGCUACAUCACAGGAGUGACAUUCUCUUAUCAGACCUACUACAUCACAGGAGUGUCAUUCUCUUAUCAGACCUGCUCCAUCACAGGUGUGCCAUUCUCUUAUCAGACCUGCUCCAUCACAGGAGUGCCAUUCUCUUAUCAGACCUGCUACAUCACAAGAGUGACAUUCUCUUAUCAGACCUGCUCCAUCACAGGAGUGCCAUUCUCUUAUCAGACCUGCUCCAUAACAGGAGUGACAUUCUCUUAUCAGACCUGCUACAUCACAGGAGUGACAUUCUCUUAUCAGACCUCCUCAAUUACAGGACUGUCAUUCUCUUAUCAGACCUGCUACAUCACAGGAGUGACAUUCUCUUAUCAGACCUGCUCAAUCACAGGACUGUCAUUCUCUUAUCAGACCUGCUCCAUCACAGGUGUGUCAUUCUCUUAUCAGACCUGCUCCAUCACAGGAGUGUCAUUCUCUUAUCAGACCUGCUACAUCACAGGAGUGUCAUUCUCUUAUCAGACCUGCUACAUCACAGGAGUGUCAUUCUCUUAUCAGAGAUGCUACAUUACAGGAGUGUCAUUCUCUUAUCGGACCUGCUACAUCACAGGAGUGUCAUUCUCUCAUCAGACCUGCUGCAUCACAGGAGUGACAUUCUCUUAUCAGAGCUGCUACAUCACAGGAGUGUCAUUCUCUCAUCAGACCUGCUACAUCACAGGAGUGUCAUUCUCUCAUCUGACCUGCUACAUCACAGGAGUGUCAUUCUCUUAUCUUCUGAUUUCAUCUACUGCUUUGAUGCAAUUUUAUUUAAAAUGUUCAUGGUAAAGUCAUCUGCAUAUUUCAUUAUUGGACAUGUUCUACCUGUAAAGAUAGCAUUCAUUAGUCUGUAUGUUUUCUAUUAAACCUUUCAUCAUAAGUUGCAUUGAAUUAUGAAUAAUCAUGAUGUUGGAAAGUUUCAAUAAUCAAAAAAGAUAUGCAUUAUUAUGACAACUAUUUUUGUCUGUUAAAGGUAAUCAUUUGCAUCAUAUGAACUCAUCACCUCAAUAUUAACUCAUCACCUCAAUAUGAACUCAUCACCUCAAUAUGAACUCAUCACCUCAAUAUUAACUCAUCACCUCAAUAUUAACUCAUCACCUCAAUAUUAACUCAUCACCUCAAUAUGAACUCAUCACCUCAAUAUUAACUCAUCACCUCAAUAUUAACUCAUCACCUCAAUAUGAACUCAUCACCUCAAUAUGAACUCAUCACCUCAAUAUUAACUCAUCACCUCAUUAUUAACUCAUCACCUCAAUGCAUUUAUUUAGUUAAUAUGAUUUCCCUUUAUUGAUUUUUUAUUCAGAUUCAGAGAGAAUAAAAAAUGACCCAACAAGGUCAGGAUUGUUUCGAGUAGCUGCUGACUUUGUGCGAGGUUACACCCAUGGCAUCUUGCAGGUUCCAAAUGAUGAUGUGCUGCUUGAGAUCUUUGGAAAGGUAUCAAUAGCGUUGUAAAUAUAGAACUGGCCUAUCAUGACCUACUAAUUAAGUUCAAUACUCUAGGGGGUCGAGAUUCAAUCUCUUAGGACCCCGGUCACGAUUUUUGCGGCGCGCCUCAUCUGCUGGGCGCUACUACUGCCUGGUCAGCACAGCUUGUUUCAUUAGGGUUUUAAAUAUUGAACUACCUAUCAUGACCUACUGCACUGGUCAGCACAGCCUGUUUCAAUUUUCAAUAGGUUUGUAAAUAUAGAACUGGCCUACCCGCCUCUUAUCAUGACCUACUGCACUGGUCAACACAGCCUGUUUCAAUAGGGUCUCAAAUAGAGAACUACCUUAUCAUGACCUACUGUACUGUUCAGUACGGCCUGUUUCAAUAUGGUUGUAAAUAUAUAACUGUCCUAUCAUGACCUGCUGCACUUGUCAGCAGAGCUUGUUUCAAUAGGGUUGUAAAUAUUGAACCUCUUUAUCAUGAACUGCACUGGUCAGCACAGUGUGUUUCAAUAGGGUUUUAAAUAUUGAAAUACCUAUUAUGACCUACUGCACUGGUCAGCACAGCCUGUUCCGAUAGGUUUGUAAAUAUUUAAAUACCUAUCAUGACCUACUGCACUGGUCAGCACAGCCUGUUUCAAUAGGGUUAUAAAAAUUGAACUGGUAGGCACAGUUUGAAAAGUGGUAAGAUUUGAAAAGUAGUAAUAUUGCCUGGAAUUGUCUCUGCACUGUUUAACGUUAAAAAACCCAUGGAUGAGUUGACUAUUGAUUAGGAAUAUUUCACACCAACAACCUCCUAAUAUGAAUUAAAGAUAAAUGUUUCCAUUGAUUGCAGAUGGUCAUCAACACUUUCACAAUAGCUGAUGAAUUACUGCAGGAUGUUGGUGUGGCUGUCUAUACAAGGUAUCAGCAUUAGAAAAAUUUCAUAAGAAAACUUGUCAAAACUUAAGAAUUGAUGGAAAAUCUAUUGUAAAUUACUUUUUUUUUUGGCCAUAAUAUCCUUGUAUGAAAAAAACCCACAAUUCUUAAAAUUGUAUGCAUCGUUGCCAUACUAAUUUUGUUUCUUGUGGUUCUUAAAACUUGUUAAUUCAAACAUGUUUUUUUUUUUUAAUGACAACAGUCCUUCCAUAUUGGAUCAUCGCUGUUGGGGUAAUGCCGUGGCGUCGUUUGAUGGUAUAAAAAUCAGAGUGAGAGCAGUUGAUGCCAUACAUAGUGAUUCACUGUCUGAUGUAAGUCACUUUGUUUUCUUACAUUUGUUAAACUUCUUCACAGCCCAUUGAUUUCAUCUCUGUUAACUUCUUCACAGCCCAUUGAUUUCAUCUCUGUUAACUUCUUCACAGCCCAUUGAUUUCAUCUCUGUUAACUUCUUCACAGCCCAUUGAUUUCAUCUCUGUUAACUUCUUCACAGCCCAUUGAUUUCAUCUCUGUUAACUUCUUCACAGCCCAUUGAUUUCAUCUCUGUUAACUUCUUCACAGCCCAUUGAUUUCAUCUCUGUUAACUUCUUCACAGCCCAUNAUGGUGUGUUAUUUCUCUGUCCCAAAUUUUGCCAAGGGAUUAUUUGCCCCAAAACAUGGGAAAAGGACAAAGUAUUUAUUCAUAUGAAUCAAAAAAAAAAUACCAAAAAAAAAAAAAAAAAAACAACAAAACAACAUUGAUUAAAAUUCAAAAUGACCAAAUUUGAAAUUCCUUCAUGAUAUCUAGUCAUUUCUAAUACAUAAGCAAUUGCCAUUAAAUAAUUGAUAUGAGUUAUGACUUAUCCCUAAGCUCAGCUCUAUAAUAAAUGGACUGCAUGCAUGCAAAUGAUACUUCAUUUAAAAGUAUACUAAAUGAAUCAAAUCCAGUUGCAUAUAUAAACACAUAUAUUUGUUUGUUAACUAUUCCUGUAGACAGGAUCUGAUUAGUGUAUCUUAAUUUUACCGCUUGGCACCCCAAUACUAGAAUGUCCAACGAAAGCAGCGCACUUUCUGAUUUGAUUGCUUCAUUAUACAACCAACUAUGAUUUUUUAAGUUGUUUGAUUGACUGAUUUUUAUUUCACAUCUUUGAUUCGCAGGUGUUCCUCAGCUACGUGGACCCGGUGGCUACAAUAGCGGAGAGACAGGCGCAGCUACAGCAGCAGUAUUACUUUACCUGUGAAUGUGGCAGGUGCCAGAACAAGGAGGCUGUAAGUGCAUUUCUAAAUCUAUAGUAAAGUCAUUUACCAUUCAGUCAAUAAUCUGGCAAUGCUUAACAUGAAUGUUGAAUCUUUUUUUGUGUUGUUGGUACAAUCAUAAUAGGAUUAAUUAUAUUUUGUCUUCUAAAUUACUGUUCAUAAUUUUUUUUGGUAUUCUCUUUAUUCAUUAGUUUAUGAUCACAUUUUAAAAUAAAAAAACAGACAAUUUGAUUCAUAGUUACAAAGAUUUUUAAAAGAACUACAUUUUAUAUUGUUUUCAAGAGAAAAAAUAAAAAUAAUAAGCAUUUUUCAAAUUUUUCAAUACAAAAUCGAACUGGUCAAAAAUCAUGUUCUGCCCAGGUUGGCACUAACUCUUAAUUGUGCAGCUAAUUUCUUAAUUAUAUUUUGGCAUUGUAAAAAUGAAUAAAGUUUUUAAAAUCAUUGUUUUUUUCCCCAUCUUGAGGUUAGAAAUAAAAAUAAUGUUGAAAAGCUUUGCUUAAAAUAUGUUGCUAAAACAUGUUGAGUUAAAAAUUGAGUUCAGAGCUUAUUAGAAUAAUGUUCAAUUGCAGGAUGAAAAAAUGUGCUCAAUAGAAGGAAGCAAUGAAGGUAAGCUGUUCUGUGUUGAUUUCAAUUGUAUGCUGUAUAACAAGAAUACCAUUUUUGUUUAGGUUUCAUAGCAUUUUUUUUAGUGAAACUCAUAAGUCUUGAGCAUUCAUUUAUGCAGAGAAUUUUGAAAUGUUUAAUUUUUAAUUUUCUCGUCUAGUUUUUUUGCAAAAACCUUAUUGCACUCUUUCUUACAUACUUGUUAAAAAUUCAUUGUUAUAAUUUUAAAUUCUUUUCCUAAAAUCUCUGGCUUUUCUUACCCUUUGAGUCGUAGAAUCGUUCAAUAAUUUUCAAAAUAGAUAAAAAUUAAUAGUUUAGAAUGCAGUUGAAACUUAAUAUUAUAAAAAAAAAAAAAGAAAUGAAUAACUUCUAACACAUCAUUUUUAUUUUAUGUCAACUUUGACCUGAUUCAUAUGACUCUCUCCAGGGGACUUAACCAGAGUGAAAGAAUGCAUAGAUAAGGUGGAGGCCAUGAGGAAAGACAAAGGUUAGUUUUACUGUUAUAACGAAUGUAACUGAUGUUAUUCCCAAAAUGAAGGUCUGCUUGUUUUUAAUGUGUUAGUGCAACCAAAAUAUGCCAGAUCAACAGAAAAAGAUAACUUCAGAGGUUCUCUAAAGUCUGCAGUCUGAUGACUGUAUAGCUAUGUCUGAUGACUGUAUAGCUAUGUCUGAAGACUGUAUAGCUAUGUCUGAUGACUGUAUAGCUAUUAUUAUUUAAAUAUUUCCUUUUUUGUACUCUUGGUGUAUGAUGUUCUGUUCCUUAUUCUCUGACAACUCCAGCCAGUCCCAAAGAUAUCCUUGACGUGUGUGAGAAAUGCCUGAAUGAGACCAAGCUGCCAUUUGGCAAUGUGUACCUGGUCAGGCUCGUCGGGAAGGCAUUCGAUGCUGCCAUCGACUCUGAGCAGUGGGAGAACGCAUUGAUGUGGGGCAUUAAGAACUACAAAGCAUAUUCGUGAGUUGACAUUUAAAUUCAGUUUCAAAUCUACCUGAAUCUUGGAAUGGAUUCGAAUAUUUAUCAUCCAUCUCUGUGGCGCUGCAGCCCAUGUAAGGCUUUGGGCUACCUCUUCCAAUAUUAAUCCUUUCAUGUCAAUGCUCAAGGCUAAAAUAUUUUUUUUUAUAAGUAUAAGGCCAUGCUCUUAAGAAUAAUUGAAAUGUGCAACUACAGCUACUUAAUUUUAACAAUAUCUCCCUGCAUUUAUUACCACUUGCUUUAUCUAUGUAUAUAUAAGAAAUUCUGUUCCAUUUCUGAACUGUUACUUGCGUUGGCCAGUACUGAAGAUGAAGAACAUCUGGUCAAAUACACUUUAAUGAGCUUGAAAACAAAUGCUGAGGAAAUAAAUAAAAAAAAGAAUUGUUUUGUUAUAGUUAUAAUCUGUGUGUCGUUUCCUUUUAACUAACAAUUAAAUAUUUUGCCUGAUGGUAAAAAUCACAAUCCUCUACUGUGGUCAUCUGAUAUCUCAUCUGUGACAUGAUUAGUUGCAGCGGUUACAUUUUCAGGAGAUGAGAUCUUUGUUAUGAUUCUUUUGCCUGAGAAUGUCUUAGAAUCUUGAUGUCAUUUUCAUUAACAAAAUAUUUUGUUUUGGAGUGCGACCCUGGGUAACAUGAACAUAAUUGUAUUUUAUCCCAGCCUCAUGCACCCACCUUUCAAUCCAUGUGUUGGCUACCUGCUGGCUAACAUGGGCAAACUCCUCAUGUUGUUUGGGAGGCUGAAUGAAGCCAUGAUUCACCUAAGGAAGGUAGGUAAGGGUCAAACAAAGAGAUAAAUUCUUAGUUUUAAAUGCAGGGGAUAGUAAUUUGAUAUUAGAUAACUUCACAUUGUCACGGGGGGGGGGGGAGAAACUAUUUUUUUCACAUUGUCACGGGGGGGGGGGAGAAACUAUUUAUAUCUGUUUUAUCUGUUUCAUGUAGGCAUUAGAUAACUUCAAAUUGUCUCUGGGGGAAACCCACUAUUUAUAUUUGUUACAUCUUUCCUGUAGGCUUUAGAUAACUUUACAGUGUCACUGGGGGACAGCCACUAUUUGUACAAACAGGUCACAGGCAUGAUGGCCCAAUGUCAGGCUGAACUGGACCAUGAGGAGCAGCAGGGUACUGCGCUACAGUUCUGAACUUGUGGACACCAGCUUAAACAUGCUCAAAUUUGUCUGGUGAUGAAUUUUUUUUUGGUUCAAAGGGAAGGAUGCAUGGGUGGUAGAUACAAAAAUGAAUGAUCAAUGAGAAAGAGAUUCUAUUUUAUAUUUGUUAAAAAAAUUGGGCUUCAACUGUAUUUAUAUUCUGAUGAAUCUCGUUGCCCAAAACUCAUUAAUCAGUAAUUUUUUAAAAAAUGAGAGAGACUGGACACACUACCUUUAAAUUAAUUGAGGUUUUAUUACCGUUACAAUCUGAAAAUUUAUAAGAGUUUAUUGUUGAUAUAUACAACUUUGUAAAAUCUUGCAUUUGGAGGAAAGUGUUAACUACAAAGUUUUUUUUUCCAAGAGGACUAAUGAUCUGUUCAUAUAUUUUUAGACUUUGGGUAAGUUAGUGCAACUUACUUGUACAAUGAGAAUGCUAGUGUUGAUGGAUUCAUUUUUAGUGUACAUGUCCAUGUAAGUUUUCUAAAGGAAGCUUUGAUUUAUAAGAAGAAUGUUGUUUUUAUGAAGAGCAUGCUGUUGCUCUUCAGGUGAGAUUUAUACCAGAAAGUUUUGUCACACAUAUCUAGAGUGAGACAUGAUUUCUUAAAUGUGACAUGAAUAUUUUUGUAUAAAGAAAUCAACAAGACAUGUUAACACUUGAAAACUUUUAUAUAAAGAAAUAAACAAG